Molecule: messenger RNA, 4357 nt
Organism: Loxodonta africana (African savanna elephant)
Lineage: Eukaryota; Metazoa; Chordata; Mammalia; Proboscidea; Elephantidae
Gene: GPATCH1
Product: G-patch domain containing 1
Exons: 20
Coding region: 44-2842 (932 amino acids)
Biological process (GO): mRNA processing
Cellular component (GO): nucleus
Molecular function (GO): RNA binding
Source: RefSeq, a predicted model, not a curated record
UCGAGGCCGCCGUAGCGGGGGGCGGGGCCCGGAAAGAAGCAAGAUGGCGGCGCUGGACAGUGACAGCGAUGAGGACCUGGUCAGCUACGGGACAGGCCUGGAGCCGCUAGAAGAAGGUGAAAGACCAAAGAAACCAAUUCCUCUUCAAGACCAGACUGUCAGAGAUGAAAAAGGAAGGUAUAAGCGAUUUCACGGAGCCUUUAGUGGAGGUUUCUCUGCUGGAUAUUUCAAUACAGUUGGCUCAAAAGAAGGAUGGACACCCUCUACCUUCGUAUCUUCACGACAGAAUAGAGCAGACAAAUCUGUUCUUGGUCCUGAAGAUUUUAUGGAUGAAGAGGAUCUCAGUGAAUUUGGGAUAGCACCGAAAGCAAUUGUGACCACAGAUGAUUUUGCCUCCAAAACCAAAGACAGAAUACGAGAAAAGGCCAGGCAGUUGGCAGCUGCUACCGCCCCCAUUCCUGGGGCCACUCUGCUUGAUGAUCUCAUAGCACCAGCAAAAUUAUCUGUUGGUUUUGAGUUGCUAAGAAAAAUGGGUUGGAAGGAAGGACAAGGAGUUGGUCCCCGAGUAAAGAGAAGACCACGCCGACAAAAACCUGAUCCUGGAGUAAAGAUCUAUGGCUGCGCUUUACCCCCUGGAGACUCUGAAGGAUCUGAGGAUGAAGAUGAUGACUACCUGCCUGAAAAUGUCACCUUUGCACCCAAAGAUGUCACACCUGUGGAUUUUACACCUAAAGAUAACGUACACGGACUGGAGUACAAGGGCCUGGAUCCCCACCAAGCGCUGUUUGGAACUUCGGGAGAACAUUUUAAUCUUUUCAGUGUGGGAUCUGAGAGGGCCAGCAGUUUUCUUGGAGAUGUGGGACUGAGUAAAGGAAGAAAGUUGGGAAUUUCAGGCCAGGCUUUUGGUGUGGGUGCCCUGGAAGAGGAAGAUGAUGAUAUAUAUGCCACAGAAACUCUAUCGAAGUAUGACACCGUUCUGAAGGACGAAGAGCCUGGAGAUGGGCUAUAUGGCUGGACAGCGCCCAAGCAAUAUAAAAGCCAGAAAGAAUCAGAGAAAGAUCUUCGAUACAUUGGCAAAAUUUUGGAUGGAUUUUCCUUGGCUUCUAAAUCUUUGUCUUCUAAGAAAAUUUAUCCACCACCUGAGCUGCCAAGAGAUUAUCGACCAGUGCAUUAUUUCAGACCCAUGGUAGCUGCAACCUCAGAAAACUCCCAGUUACUUCAGAUAUUAUCGGAGUCAUCUGGAAAGGCAAUAUGUGACCCAGGAACACACAGUAGGCACCAACUGAAUGCCUCCAAGCGAGGGGACUUACUAGGAGAGACGCCUAUUCCAGGUUCAACUACUUCAGUUCUGGAGUUUCUGUCUCAAAAAGAUAAAGAGAGGAUCAAAGAAAUGAAGCAGGCAGCCGAUCUUAAAGCAGCUCAACUCAAGGCCAGGAGCCUGGCCCAGAAAGCCCUGAGUGGCAGACCCCAGCCCUCCUCUCCAGACCUUGGACACUGCUCUUGGCACAUGGCAUCGAGUGGAAAGACAGCCGCCACAAGAGCCAGCGACUUCAAACCUUUUGCAAAAGAUCCAGAAAAGCAAAAACGAUAUGAAGCUUUCUUAGUAAAUGUGAAACAGGGUCACAAAGACGCUCUGGAAAGAUGUCUGGAUCCCAGUAUGACCGAGUGGGAGCGAGGCCGUGAGCGGGAUGAGUUUGCUCGAGCAUCCCAGCUGUAUGUGUCUUCCCAUUCAACCUUGUCCUCCAGGUUCACUCAUGCCAAGGAGGAAGAUGAUUCAGAUCAAGUUGAAGUCCCUCGAGACCAAGAGAAUGAUGUCAACGACAAGCAGUCGGCUGUGAAGAUGAAGAUGUUUGGGAAGCUUACCCGAGACACGUUUGAGUGGCACCCUGACAAGCUUCUGUGUAAGAGGUUUAAUGUCCCUGACCCUUAUCCAGAUUCAACUAUAGUUGGAUUACCAAGAGUGAAACGUGACAAAUACUCAGUUUUCAACUUUCUGACACUCCCAGAGACAGCUUCCUUGCCUGCAACUCAAGCAUCAGGUGAAAAAGUACAACAGCACCGAGGUCCUGACAAAUCAAGAAAACCUUCUAGAUGGGAUACAUCUAAACAAGAAAAGAAGGAAGAUUCCAUUAGUGAAUUUUUAAGUUUGACUAGAUCAAAAGUUGGUACACCUAAACAGGAGCCCAGUCCAUUAGUGAAUAAAGAGGAGGAGCAUGUAACGGAAUCACUCUCGAAUAAGAUGGUGACCAAGGGUGCAGAUUCACAGACCGAGGUAGAAGGUAGCCGCCCAUCCAUGGACUUGUUCAAGGCCAUCUUUGCCAGCUCCUCAGAUGAGAAGUCCUCAUCUUCCGAGGACGAGCAGGGCGACAGUGAGGAGGAUCAGGCGGGUGUCGGGGAGGCUGACUUCAAGCAUUCCGAAGAGACCGAUUUGGUAGAAACGUCACCAGUGGCACACACUAGCGAGCCGGCACCCCAGGCACCUGCACCUUCUUUCCCGAUACAGAAGAUGCACAUAGAGGAAAGAGAAGAGUUUGGCCCGCGGCUGCCUCCUGUCUUCUGCCCCAAUGCUCGUCAGAAGCUUGAGAUACCUCAAAAGGAGAAACAUAAAAAGAACAAAGAAAAACACAAAACUAAGAAAGAGCACAGACGAAGGAAAGAGAAGAAGAAGAAACACAGAAAGCAUAAACACAAAGGCAAACAAAAGAAUAAGAAGUCAGAGAAAAGUAGUAGUUCUGAGGGGACCCACAGCAGUGACAGCCAGAGUGAUGAAGAGGGGACCACAGACAUGUCACCCCAGGAGCUCCUGAGAAGGCUGAAACGUCUUCCACUAAGGAGGCAGUAAUUUAAUUCUACCCUGGCCUGUCCCAAUUCAGAUCUCCUCCGUGAUGGAAGAUCAUCGAUUGUUCAGUUAAUUCAUUGUACAGAUUGUAUUUAUAUGUAAAUUCCCCUGUAAAAUAAUUUUGAAAACCUUGACAUUUCAAAGGCUACCUUGGAAGUUGCCGGAAUUGAUUUAUAUUUUUAACUUCAGUUAGUGUCAGGGGUAAAAAUUCAGACUGUACAGUUUAAUUAAAGUGGAAUUUUUCUAUUUUCUUUUUGAUUUUUUUCUAUCCUAAGACUUUAAAAAAGAAAUUACAAAGUGCAGGUUUUUCUCUGGCUGGGUUGUGAAGAAAGCCGAGGCCAGUUAAGGACCGUCCGGAUGUAUUUAGGGACAAGGGUAUGAGCAGGAGACAGCUGCUCGCCCUCUGGGCACCUCUUCUUGCAACUAAGCCUUCUCUGUCUUGUGGUGGACGGCAGUGGCCAGAAACCCCACGGGUGGCACAGAGCCAGGCAGGCGGCCUCCACCAGUCAGGUAGAUGCUAUGUGAGAGGAACGCGUCUUUAGAGACUAAGAGUGGGAGGAUGUGCACCCAGCCCUGGGUCACACCAGCUCUAGGCCCUUCCUCUGCGACAUGGGUCCCUGCUCUGAGGCUGCCUCAUCUGCACUGUUGAGACUUUUUAAAAAAGUAGUUUGUUUGUUUUUUGCAUUAUGAAAGUAACGUCAUCAAUCAGAACAAUUUUAAAAGGAGAGAGAGGACAAAAUCACUUCUAGUUCUACGACCCAGAGAUGACAACCCUUAAUAUUUUGAAAUAAUUCCUCUUAUUCUUUUUCUAGCUGUGGGGUGUUACCCUGCUAGAGGUAACGUUUUCUCCUCUGUUAUUUUUGUUAACAUUGUGACAAUCUUCCUCAUGUUCUUAAAAAUCCUGUGUAUUGGCCUCUAAGAGCUGCAACUAUUUCCAAGGUCAUUCCAUAAUUUGUUUACCAUUCUCUAUUGUUGGACACAAAGUGAAUUAGCCAGGAGCCACUAAUCAGCAACCAGGGGCAGAUUACCCAAUAAAGAAGGUAAGCAGGGGUUUACUUGUACAUACUUACUAAUCUGUAGUGAACAAUUUCAUGUAGGUUUCACCACAUCUUUGAAUGAUGAAACUCACGUGAAAUUGUUCAGUACAGAUUAGUAAGUAGGAAUAAGUAAGCCCCAGUGUACCUUGCUUACUGGGUGAUCAGUCCCUGUCAGGAAUUAUAAUUUUGAAAAGAGGCUUUGAUUCUGUAGGAACGUGCUGUGGGGUUGGAAGAGAGACACCAGCCAUACCUAGAAGCAGAAUCUGUGAUGUGGUGAAAAAAUGUAAAAUUGUUCACUACAGGUGAUCUGGUAAGCAAGGUAAGCACUGUGCUUGCUUUGCCUAUUGGAUAGUCGUUGCCUGCAGGCAAAGGAUCACCCUGUGAGAGGGAGGGAGGCCUUGAGGAUGAGGCCACGGGUGUUAAACGCUCGGCCUCGCUCCUCUUGUGCCCAGAGCCCAAAUUCCCUCCCUCCCCUCCCCCG